Messenger RNA from Uncinocarpus reesii 1704, 2265 nucleotides. RefSeq names its product dolichyl-phosphate-mannose--protein mannosyltransferase 2. The coding region runs from base 1 to 2265 and encodes 754 amino acids. The record is from RefSeq and is a predicted model, not a curated record. The transcript has 5 exons. Gene Ontology annotation, cellular component: membrane; endoplasmic reticulum. Gene Ontology annotation, molecular function: dolichyl-phosphate-mannose-protein mannosyltransferase activity. Gene Ontology annotation, biological process: protein O-linked glycosylation via mannose. Lineage: Eukaryota; Fungi; Ascomycota; Eurotiomycetes; Onygenales; Onygenaceae.
AUGGCGAACAAAGACACGGGGUUCGCUACGGGUGCCUCUCCCGGUGCGGACGUGAGGAGGAGAAACGUUCCUAGUUCGGAUAAGUCCAGCGCUGGGAAUGGGAUACCUGAGAUACUGGUGGAUGGCAAGAAAGCUCCUGCAAAGCUAACCGUUUGGAACUGGCAGAAAUCAUCCUUUCUUGACGUUCUCGACGAGUGGGAAUUCCUCAUCGCGCCGUUGAUAUUCACUGCCCUGGCGUUUUUUACCCGGAUGUGGCGCAUUGGUCUGUCGAACAUCGUGACAUGGGACGAGGCUCAUUUUGGCAAGUUCGGCUCCCAUUACAUCAAACGCGAAUUCUACUUUGACGUGCAUCCUCCGCUGGGUAAAAUGCUUGUUGGUCUGUCAGGAUAUCUAGCUGGUUAUAAUGGGUCCUUUGAAUUCAAGUCAGGCGAAAAAUAUCCCGAAGAGGUCAAUUAUACCUACAUGCGUAUCUUCAACGCAUUCUUCGGCGUGGUAUGCGUGCCGCUAGCUUAUUUCACCGCUCGCGAGCUUAAUUUCCGUCGGGCAACUGUUUGGCUGGUUACAUUGAUGGUCCUCUUCGAGAACUCCUACGCCACAAUUUCCCGUUUCAUUCUCUUAGAUUCGAUGCUUCUAUGCUUCACUUUUACAACUGUCCUCUGCUGGGCCCGCUUCCAUCGGCUCCAGCGCCAGAGCUUCUCUGCGGAAUGGUUUGCAUGGCUUUUCUUGACCGGUCUCAGCAUUGGAUUUGUUUGUAGUGUGAAGAUGGUGGGCUUGUUCUGUACUGCUCUAGUUGGCCUUUAUACAGCCGAGGAUUUAUGGAACAAGUUUGGCGAUUUGAAGAUGCCAAAGACCGUUCUUGCUCAACAUGUCGUGGUUCGUGUCGUAGGGCUUAUCGUCGUACCACUACUGGUGUACAUGUUCUCCUUUUACAUCCAUUUCCUCGUCCUCGAAAACUCCGGUCCUGGCGAUGCACAGAUGAGCUCGCUUUUCCAGGCGAAUUUGAGAGGGACUACAGUGGGAAAGGAUAGCCCGUUGGAACUUGCCAUUGGAUCCAAAGUCACCAUCAAAAACAUGGGGUACGGAGGUGGUCUACUUCACUCCCACGUUCAAACUUAUCCUUCUGGCUCUUCUCAACAGCAAGUCACAUGCUACCACCACAAGGACACGAAUAAUGACUGGUUCAUCUACCCUAACCGUACUCAACCUGAAUAUGAUCCUGAGGGCGAACUGAGAUUCAUUGGCGACGGGGAUAUUAUUCGUUUGAUUCAUGCCCAAACUGGUCGCAAUUUACACUCGCAUACCAUUCCUGCUCCAAUCACAAAGUCGAACUGGGAGGUCUCUUGCUACGGAAAUACCACUGUUGGCGACGACAAAGACCAUUGGGUAGUGGAAGUUGUGAAUGAUGUCGCUUCACGGGAUAGGACCAAAAUUCGAACUCUCACCACAUCUUUCCGUCUCCGUCACCAAUCACUCGGAUGCUACCUCCGUGCUGCUAAUGUCAAUUUACCCCAAUGGGGUUUCAAGCAAAUCGAAACGACUUGUGCGAAGGACAGCAAGCCCUAUGACGUCCAUACCCAUUGGAAUGUUGAAUCUCAUGUUAAUGAAAGACUUCCCAAGAGUGAUCCUGGUGCCUACAAAUCGCCAUUCUUAAAGGACUUUAUCCAUCUGAAUGUUGCCAUGAUGACAUCAAACAACGCGCUUGUCCCAGACCCAGAUAAGCAAGAUGACCUGGCCUCUAAAUGGUGGCAGUGGCCUAUCCUCAACGUCGGUCUCCGCAUGUGUUCGUGGGACAACGAUACUGUCAAAUAUUUCCUUCUCGGAAAUCCCUUUGUCUACUGGUGCAGCACAGCCAGCUUGGGUGUCUUUGGCUUGAUAUUUGCCUGGUACCUUGUCCGCUGGCAGCGUGGCUAUACCGAGCUCAGCCAAGCUGAUAUCGACCAUAUCCACUAUUCCGGCCUUUAUCCGCUCCUUGGAUGGGUUCUUCACUACUUGCCCUUCAUCAUCAUGGCACGCGUUACUUAUGUCCACCACUACUAUCCAGCACUCUACUUUGCAAUCCUCACUAUGGGAUUCUGUGUCAACUGGUUCACUCAGAAACUCAACAAACCGGCUGAAUGGGCUGUAUAUUUUAUCCUUUACGCCGCUGUCAUUUCUCUCUUUGUCGUUUUCAAGGACAUUGUUUUUGGUAUGGUGGGAUCAAACGAGCAGUGGCAGCACCUUAAUUGGUUCAGCACUUGGCGCAUUGCGAAUCCGAAAUCGUCUUAA